CUCACCGCCAAUUCUACAAAAUAAACCGCAUUGUAUAUAGCUGAACGUGUGAUUUUUGCAAAUUGCUAAAUAAAUUAAAGAACGAGUGCAAAUUACAAUAUAUUUUGAGAUACAAGAGAAUGCGUCCUAAGGUGAUUGCCAACUGUACCAGAGCCCUGGUGAAGGGUGGUGCACAUCGUGGAAUCCGCGUAGGAUCUAGACCCUUGUCACAUUUUCGAAAUGUGCGUGUCCUUUUUGGAAAGUCGUAUGGACACUGUGAAGUCGUCUUCGAGCCUGGCACCAAAGUCUAUGCACAGGUGUCUGCAACAAUUGGCGAACCAAUGGAUUCUAGACCUGGAGAAGGAGUUUUCACCGUCUCAGUAUGGGUUUCACCUGCAGCGACGGGGGAAAUGGUUGGAAGUUCACAAAAACCAGCACUCAUAGCUCGAACAAUUGAAAGAUUAUUCAAGGACAACAAAGCUGUAGACUUAGAAUCACUAUGUAUCAGAUUUGGAGAAAAAGCAUGGAUUUUACGAGCUGAUAUUCAUGUUAUUGAUAUGAACGGAUGUCUGCAAGAGUCUGCUACACUUGCUGUUUUGGGAGCUCUUUUAACUUUUCGUCGCCCAAAUGCUUAUAUGGAUCCAGAUACGAACGAGUUAGUCGUGGAAGCCAUUCAAGAAUCAACACCUAUUAAAUUGCAUCUAUUUCACUAUCCUGUUUUAACUUCAUUCGCAUUAUGCAACGGAAUUUUAUUGGCGGAACCAAAUCAUGAGGAGGAAGAGAUAUUCCCUGGCAAAUUGGUUAUUGGCUUAAAUGAUAGCAAGGAAUUAUGCUACUUACACACCACUAACAUAAUCGCAGAGGACAUUUUACUAGAAGCAACAAAACUUGCACAAGUAAAAUGUGUUGAGCGUGCCAACCUGAUGAAGGAAUUAUCCGGGGCCUAUAUCACCGAUCGGGAUAUUCCUCUGUAUCUUAGGGCUCCUGGUGUCCGCACUACUGGGACAAUUAUCAACAUUACAGAUGCCGAAGCAAAAUUACCGAGUAUAAGCACGAUAAGCAAUUUAAUUAGUCCAUCAUCACCCCGGAGCAGCUCUGCAAAGGAUAAGAAAUCAUCAACAAGAAUCCAAAUUGUUCCUAAAACUGCUAGUAUCACAGUUUUAGAGGAGAUGGUUUUAUAAUUUCGAAUAUACUUUUUUAUCUUCAUACAUGAGCUACUCAUUAAACCUAAAUAUUUCUACAAAAUA
Molecule: messenger RNA, 1226 nt
Organism: Folsomia candida
Lineage: Eukaryota; Metazoa; Arthropoda; Collembola; Entomobryomorpha; Isotomidae
Gene: Rrp45
Product: exosome complex component rrp45
Exons: 5
Coding region: 120-1160 (346 amino acids)
Biological process (GO): U4 snRNA 3'-end processing; U5 snRNA 3'-end processing; U1 snRNA 3'-end processing
Cellular component (GO): cytoplasmic exosome (RNase complex); nuclear exosome (RNase complex)
Source: RefSeq, a predicted model, not a curated record